AUGUCAAUCGAGAAGAUGAACAGAGUCACAAUUCAGAGCGCCACAUACCGCGCACUGAGCAUAUCAGAUGCGAUUCUUGCAGUAGUCUUCCGCUAUGUCGAACAGCCUAGCGUUGUUUAUACAGCUCAUGGCCUACCUAUACUAACAAGAGAAAGAGAUAUCGCAAGCCUCGCCAAUGCUGCCCGCGUUUGCAAGCUAUUCUCCGAUGCGGCAUUAAGUGUUUUAUGGGGGGACCUUCCCUCUUUGGUAUUCCUUUUCAAGAUAUUGACCUCCCUCGUAGAACAGAGAUCAGAUGGAGGUAUUGCCUACGUCCUUCAUCAACCGCUUCAUGACCAAGAGUGGUUUCGGUUUAAAUAUUAUGCUCGAAAAGUGCGCACAUCACGCUUGGUAUCUUUUACCACCAUCGAUUCUUCAGUCUUCUCUCAAAUUCGCCGCCGGUCGGGGGGACAGCCUAUUCUACCUGGCAUGAUUUUGUUUCGGUGGGAACGGAAUCAUCUCUCUGAACUGAGUCGUCUACCAGAGUUACUGUCACAGUCGCUGCUGAUAUUGGAGGUCUAUCUCGGGCAGAAUCAAGCGGAAACUAACGCGUACGAUUCCACCCUGGGUUAUUUCUUUUCGAGCCUGAACUUGACAUCACCGUUCUUGCGUGAAGCAUAUCUACACUUUUCAUCAUGGUCGUACCUUGUGCCGAGUCUAGCAGGUUUCACUCGUCUUCGUACACUUCAAAUCACACUCAUCGACGGGCCGAUUGCGGACGCACUGCGCUCCUGCGCCUUUCUAGACAAUCUUUUGGAUUUUUCCAUGGAAAUGUCUCACCAAACAUUGGGUAAUGAAGCUUCUGUGGCCGUUGCUGAGACGUCUGGUUUCCGACGACUACAACGCUUGGCUCUCAUUGGAUCGACGGACCUAGUCAAUGCCAUUCUCCAGUGUAUCUCGUCCUCUAAUCUGUCAUCUAUUGCUAUUGAUUAUAAUUACUGGGGAAACUGUCAUGCUGAAGACAUCGAAGUUCAUUACCGUAUCCUCAAUUUAUUUGGGACCAAAUUCCACCUCUCACUUCGCAAAUUGAACAUCCAAUACAGCUUCAUCUAUUUCGAAUUGCAUACACCUUCCUUGGAGUCCUUCCUCUCGCCCUUAUUUCCCAUUCAGGGUCUUGAACGGCUGACAUUUGAUGUGAGACAAGUCAUCUCAUGCGGAGAUGAGAUCAUUCGUCUUGUAGCAACAACAUGGCCGAGAAUACAAUAUGUUUACAUCGAGAGUUUCCCACCUGUGGGCAACGAAGACGUACCAACACCUUCUAUAUCUACCCUCGUCAACUUUGCGCAUCACUGUCCUGAACUACGCUACCUGCAUUUUACGGGGCCUUACUUCCAGCCUCCUCUUUCGGACAGUGCUCAAGAACAUACAUCAGACCCCGAAUUUCCUAUGUCUCAUGCACUGCAGGUUUUGUAUCUCGACAUUGAUCCUGAUCAAUCGUUAGCAUCCAGACUGGAAAUCGCAAAAUAUAUUGACAGGACCUUCCCCCAUCUUCAGUUUCCCAAAGCCAAUGUGGAGAAAGUAUCCAGUAUGGAUAGUGAUGAUGAUGAGUCAAACGAAGGAUGGGUCAGUCUAGAAUUGAUGGUGCUUGCACUUCAAUCAGCUAGAAGAACUCAAGCACAGCGCAAGGACGAGCCCCAGGGAACCCACCAUAACGACAGCCUAGCAGACCUUGAAUUCGAAGAAGAGUGGCUUGGUUUAGAGGUUUAG
This is a messenger RNA of Fibroporia radiculosa, 1743 nucleotides long. RefSeq lists its product as uncharacterized. The record is from RefSeq and is a predicted model, not a curated record. NCBI's taxonomy places the organism in Eukaryota, Fungi, Basidiomycota, Agaricomycetes, Polyporales, Fibroporiaceae. Bases 1 to 1743 code for a protein of 580 amino acids. The transcript is spliced from 3 exons.